This is a messenger RNA of Zophobas morio, 1297 nucleotides long. RefSeq names its product kynurenine formamidase-like. The record is from RefSeq and is a predicted model, not a curated record. Bases 360 to 1235 code for a protein of 291 amino acids. Gene Ontology annotation, molecular function: lipase activity. The transcript has 4 exons. NCBI's taxonomy places the organism in Eukaryota, Metazoa, Arthropoda, Insecta, Coleoptera, Tenebrionidae.
ACUGAGACGACUUUCGGUAUAACACCACUGAGGCGACCGUUGAAGACUGUUUGUAAGUUGUAUUUUAGUACUGGGUUUGCAAACUCACGACUCUGAUUUAGUGGGUACCCCAAUUGAAGUUGAAAAACGAGAAAAUCCGACUGGUGAGGAAAUUGAUUUGGUGCAUGAGAAGUUCGUUGAUGGACUGGUACGACUUUUUGAAAAAUACAAAAACGAGUUUUUGGAAAAUCCACAGGAAGUUUUGUUAUUAGAAUAAUUUAAUAAAUACGUACAUGUUUCGGUGACCCCUCUUUGACUAACCUACUUUCACUCGGUCACGUUAAAUUGCGCUGUAAACUUGUUACCAACAAACAAGAAUAAUGCAAACCUCACUGGACUCUCUAGAAAAACUAUAUUUACCCAGCAGAUGGUCUCAAAGGUACCCACCGGACACCAUCGUCGAAAAACACGUACAGUUCGCCCAAACAGAAAGUGACAAAACCAGACAAACUAUACCUUCUAUGUUAAACCUCAGCUACGGACCUUUGGAAAAAGAGAAAAUCGACAUUUUUGGCACUGACUUAGACAACGAUGCUCCAAUUUUUGUCUUUGUCCAUGGAGGUUAUUGGCAAGAAGAAUCCUUGAAGCGUGACACUUACCAUUUCCUAGCCACACCCUUGUACAAAAAUGGCAUAAAGUCGAUUUUUGUAGGCUACGAACUUUGCCCAAAAGUGUCUUUACCGGAAAUUGUCAAAGAAAUUGAAGUCGCCACAAAAAAAUGCUUGGAGUAUGCUAAAGAAAACAAAUCUAAGGGUGUACAUCUGGUGGGGUAUUCAGCAGGUUCGCACUUAGUGGCAGCACUGUACACAAAUAUUGCUAAAAAUUUAAGCAACGAAGAGAGAAAUUUUAUCAAAACAGUAAUUCUGAUAGCUGGAGUUUAUAAUUUAGAACUAAUACCAGAAACUUCGAUUAAUGGUGCCUUAAAUUUAAGUAAAACUGACGCAGUAGCACUAAGCCCUCUUAAACAAAGUCUCGUUGGUGAAAUUUCUUCAACAAUGUGUGUUGUAUCUGCUGAAAAUGAUAGUCCAGAGUUUAGAAAGCAAUCAAAAGAGUUUCACGACAAGUUAGAACACGCAGGUGUGAAUUCAUCUGCGAUCGUUGUACCAAAAGUAGACCAUUUUGAUAUCGUUGAGCUACUGUACAGUGAAAAUUUUCAACUAACGAAGUCAAUACUUGACUUAAUAAAAAACAAGUGAAUAGAUAGGUAACAUUUAAUUAUACGAAAAUACAAAAAUUUACAAAUAUCUAAACAUUGUGU